Messenger RNA from Habropoda laboriosa, 2296 nucleotides. It is a transcript of the gene Madm, whose product is annotated as nuclear receptor-binding protein. Lineage: Eukaryota; Metazoa; Arthropoda; Insecta; Hymenoptera; Apidae. Gene Ontology annotation, cellular component: endomembrane system; cytoplasm. The record is from RefSeq and is a predicted model, not a curated record. Gene Ontology annotation, biological process: endoplasmic reticulum to Golgi vesicle-mediated transport; protein phosphorylation; intracellular signal transduction. Gene Ontology annotation, molecular function: protein serine/threonine kinase activity; ATP binding. Bases 405 to 2207 code for a protein of 600 amino acids. The transcript is spliced from 11 exons.
GUGUGUGUCACAUCGAAACUAUUUCGCUCAUAACAGAGGUUUUAUUUUGACAGUGUAAUUUGCGAGUGGCCCGCGCGAUGUUCAGUACACCGGCCAAGCCCUGAGGGAAACCGACAAGCGUAGAUCCGUGCGCGUGACCGCGUAAGAUCAGAAAUAUCGCAGCUCGGGUUCCCUUGCUAAACGGGUUGUCGCUGCAUGUGUCACUGUGAGUGCUGCUGUGCCACAGCACCGAACCAUACCCUCGGAGCGUUCAUCCCGUUAACAUUUACGCGCUUAUUAUCUAAGGCAGUGCUCACGGUCGAACAGAUGCGAUAUUGAGGGAAUCCCAUUGAAUUACCACCGAUGAGUUGUUUGGCCGCGUUGCGCUCUGUUCGGUGCUGCUCCUUCAACUAAUCGCGUGUGUGAUGCCCGGGAGUCGCUCCAGCACGGACCCAGAGCACAAGUCACCGCGGGAAAGUGGUGAAGAUUCGGAAGAUGAGAGUGAAAUCCUGGAAGAGAGCCCCUGCGGGCGGUGGCUCAAACGCCGGGAAGAGGUAUAUGUAGGUUCCAAGUCCACGUUAGCCGAAGGCUCUACCUUUGGAGCAGCCAGAGGCAGUGAAAACGAAGUCACUGAAAUGGAGGUGGAACAACGUGAUGUACCAGGAAUCGACUGUGCCUAUUUGGCAAUGGAUACAGAGGAAGGUGUUGAAGUUGUUUGGAACGAGGUGCAAUUUUCUGAAAGAAAGAACUUCAAAGCGCAAGAGGAAAAAAUACAGCUUGUAUUUGAAAAUCUUACACAGUUGGAACACCCUAAUAUUGUUAAAUUUCAUAGGUAUUGGACAGAUACCCAUAAUGAUAAGCCAAGGGUUAUAUUUAUAACUGAGUAUAUGUCCUCUGGAUCUUUGAAACAGUUCCUAAAAAGAACAAAGCGUAAUGUGAAAAAAUUACCCCUGCAAGCAUGGAAACGUUGGUGUACUCAAAUACUUUCUGCAUUGAGUUAUUUGCAUUCCUGUUCACCUCCUAUUAUUCAUGGAAAUCUCACUUGUGACACUAUAUUUAUUCAACAUAAUGGGCUUGUAAAAAUUGGCUCAGUGGCUCCCGAUGCCAUCCAUCAUCAUGUUAAAACUUGUAGAGCAAACAUGAAGAACAUGCACUUUGUAGCGCCAGAAUAUGGAAAUUCUGUAACCCCUGCCAUUGAUAUUUAUUCGUUCGGUAUGUGUGCCCUGGAAAUGGCCGCGUUAGAAAUUCAGGGUAACGGUGACACCGGCACGAUCGUCACCGACGAAAACGUACGGAAGACCAUAGAAUCUUUAGACGAUGCCCAGCAGAAAGACUUUAUCCGAAAAUGUCUUCAAGUAGAUCCGCUCAGUAGACCAAGCGCGAGAGAACUUCUUUUUCAUCCUGUUCUCUUCGAGGUGCAUUCGCUGAAAUUACUUGCUGCUCAUGCUUUGGUUAAUUCAGCCACUAAUAUUUCAGAAACGAUAACGGACGAAGUAUUACAAAGGUUAUACGGACCUGAUACGGUAGUCGCUGAAAUUAAGUAUCAAGGACGACCGCCGCAGCAAAUACGAUUAAGUGAUAUCCCCGUUACAGAGAAGUUGGAGAAGUUUGGUUGUUGGUACGGUAUAUACCCCCUGACAGCAUUUAUGGCAAAACUACCACCACCUGUUCGACCAAGGGCGAUAUCGCCCGAGGUAACUGAGUCUGUGAAAUCGGUUACGCCAGAACCGGUAGACGUGGAGUCCCGACGAGUAGUUAAUAUGAUGUGUAACGUUAAGCCUAGAGAAGAAAGUUGUGAAUUACUUAUGACAAUAUUAUUACGAAUGGAUGACAAAAUGAAUAGGCAAUUGACGUGUCCCGUGAGUCAAUUAGAUACUUCGAUGCUUCUCGCGCAGGAGCUUGUACAUUUUGGAUUUAUUAACGAGAACGAUCGUGAUAAAAUAGCAAAUUUAAUCGAAGAGGCAUUAAGGAGUUGUUUUAACAAGCAACUAUUGACGCCAGGAAUAGUAUCGUUAACCAAUCUUCCCACCCAGACUACUCUACUGCUGCCUGGUCCAGAAUUUCCAUGUUUGCAACACUUUGAUAAUUCUAUGUAUAACGCGACAACAUCCAAUAGUGAUAGUGUAACUAACCCGCUGCCAAAAACCUCAGGUCUCCCCGUGUCGAGUAACGCGAGCAAGAGUCACGAUGAAACGGAACCACCGUCGAAUGCUGAGAGCGGUAGUUAACCAUCCAGGAUAUCUGGUAACUCAGUUCACUGUGCCACUUUGCACGCUCUAUGUAUAGACUGGCUAUGUAUUUUUAUAUUUAAGUAAAC